CCACGGUCGAUCGAUUCGAGCGCAAGCUGGAGUUUGUACUUGAAUUUGCCUAUGGAAGCUGCAAAGCGCAGCCGCACAAAAUAUAUUAAAAAAAAAUCUAAACGCUGUUGAUCUGACUGCAGUAAGCUGGAAUCGGAGCUGAAGUCGUACCGAGUGCGAGAAAGACCGAACCAGUUAAAGAUAGGAGGAUACCUGUGUAGUUACACAUUUCAACUGAGCCCGGGAAGACCUCGCGGUCUCUCACUUUUUGAAGCGCAGUGAGCGGCUUCAGUGCAACCUUUUUCCUGGGACACAGACAGUGGUGUUUGUUGCUUAGUAGCCUAUUUUAGUUCAAUGGCAUUUUGGAAAGAUUAGCAGAGAGAAAUCAAAUCAUCGGCGCACCUGCAGUCGCACAUCGAAAAAUUAUUAAAUAAGAGGACUGUUAUGAACAGAAACUAGAAAAAGGACAGUGCAUCAGCUGUCACUGCUUUGAAGUUGUCGAGACCCGACCCAGCGCUGGUUUUCAUUGAGCCCAACAAUGCGGUGAAUUUAUUAUUGGAACCUGUGUUGUUCGACCGAUUCAUAUGGAGAACGGAAGUUCAAUACAUGUUUAGGCUGUGUAUUAUUAAAAACACGCAAAACGCUUGCCUGGAGGUUUCAUUCACCGGAAUGCAGUGUAAUACAAAAGGAAAUUGACUAUGGUACGAUCUACAUUAGAAUUUGCUGUCAAAUGGAGCGAAUUAAAGCAAAACAAGAAAUAUCGACAUAAUUAUCACUAUGUAAAGGCUGCGUUAUAAAAUAAUUUCACAUUUUACGGAAAACAAUUUAUUGGGACUUUUCUGAGCUAAGAACAUUGAUAAAUGACGGUUGGUGUUCCAUGCAUGCUAAAUUAAUUCCGAAAGUGGUGCGUUCUCUCGUGAGGCUUGGGCAUCUCUCCUCGGUUCAUGAAGGUAUCUUGAGGUGACACGGUUGCGGGAAUGAAGGAGUGAGGUUUGGAAAUAUCUGCAAAUAAACGCACGGAGAAAUGUGGCUCAGAAUUCUUCCCCAGAUUCUGAUCAUCUGGGCUGUGGUGAUCUACGGGGCAAUGGCUGAACUGACAUGUGAUACGCUACUCCUUCUGUCCACCAAUCUCACAGCACGUACUUUGGCCAUGUGGAACCUGACCCUCGCGCCCAGCAACGUCACCGGCGGUCUGUUCUGUAACAUAUCCAUCGAUCCCAUCGGUACCUGCUGGCCCAAAAGCACAGCAGGGGAGUGGGUUUCGCGGCCAUGCCCAGAGAUGUUCUACGGAGUUAAAUACAACACCACCAACAACGUGUACAGGGAAUGCCUGUCCAACGGGUCUUGGGCCAUGAAAGGCAACUACACACAGUGUCAAGAGAUUCUCAACGAGCAUUCCUCCAGAGCACCCAAGGGAGAAGACUGGCAGGUUCCAGAAGAAUCUGGAGGCAGUCAGCUGGGCCUGCCAGUAAGGACCUCAUCAGGAGAGAAGAAGAGCAAGCUGCACUACCACAUAGCGGUGAUCAUAAACUACAUGGGACAUUGCAUCUCUCUGGGGGCCCUACUGGUGGCGUUCAUCCUCUUCAUGAGGCUGAGGAGUAUCCGCUGCCUGAGGAACAUCAUCCACUGGAACCUGAUCACGGCCUUCAUCCUGCGCAAUGCCACUUGGUUCGUCGUCCAGCUCACCAUGAACCCUGAGGUGCACGAGAGUAACGUGCUAUGGUGUCGGCUGGUCACGGCAGCGUAUAACUACUUCCAUGUGACAAACUUCUUCUGGAUGUUCGGGGAGGGCUGCUACCUGCACACGGCCAUCGUGCUCACCUACUCCACGGACAAGCUGCGCAAGUGGAUGUUCAUCUGCAUCGGCUGGUGUAUUCCCCUUCCAAUUAUCAUCGCAUGGGCAGUUGGGAAGCUUUACUACGACAACGAGAAGUGCUGGUUUGGGAAAAAGGCUGGAGUGUACACAGAUUACAUCUACCAGGGCCCAAUGAUCUUGGUGUUGCUGAUCAACUUUAUUUUCCUCUUCAACAUCGUGAGAAUUCUCAUGACCAAGCUGAGAGCGUCCACCACCUCAGAAACCAUACAAUACAGUAUGUCCAUCAGGAAAGCGGUGAAGGCCACUCUGGUGCUGUUGCCGCUCCUGGGCAUCACCUACAUGUUGUUCUUUGUCAACCCGGGUGGGGAGGACGAGGUCGCCCAAAUAGUCUUCAUCUACUUCAACUCCAUCCUAGAGUCCUUUCAGGGCUUUUUCGUGUCCGUGUUUUAUUGCUUCCUGAACAGUGAGGUGCGCUCUGCGGUAAGGAAGAGGUGGCACCGCUGGCAGGACAAGCAUUCAAUCCGGGCAAGGGUGGCACGCGCCAUGUCCAUCCCCACCUCGCCCACGCGGGUCAGCUUCCACAGCAUCAAGCAAUCCUCGGCCGUGUGACAAUCUGCCCCGCCCUCGCCUCAUCGCCAGCUGCCAGCCACCCGCUCACGUGCCAUCGCUCACGGCGCUUCUCCGACCCUCCUCUCGCCAAACCAGGAGAAGUGACCACGAAAGGGUUCACCCAGGUACACUUGGACGUGAAAGCACAGAUCUCAUGGACCCCCACCCCUGGGAGUAGUGAGCCCUGUAGUUCCUCGUCUGCAGAUGUGUUGCAGACGCGUUCGCUCUUAAAGCCACGGGUGAUCAGGACGAAGAAGGCCAAAGAACGACCAGUGAGAAGCUGACUGAUUGUUAACCAGUAACACUUAGCAGAGUAUGAUACCAGUCAGCUGUUCACCGCUGUCCACCAUUCCCUUUUGCGUUUGUCGAUUCAAUUUAAAGGGACUUUUUGUGUCGGAUAUCAGUUUUUGUUUCUGUUCAUCAGCGAUUAUACCAUAUCCUUCUUGGUUUUCAUUCUUCAAAAUCCUGAAGAUGGAGCCCUUAUUUUUAACUUUGGAAGGAAAUAGUACCGGGGAACAUGCCUGUAUCCAGUGUUUGUGUCAAAUCGCUAUAUUGGACUUGUGCUUGUCCAAGUUUAUUGACGCAAACAAACAGUUUGAUUCCUGUUUGUUUGCAUGUUUUUGUUUUUAAAUAACCUUUUUAGAACUUAGGUGUUUGGAAAAUGGGCACCACGGACCCUUUAUUUCAUUCCCAUCCAGACUACUAUUUCUGGUAGAUGUUUUCCCAUUCCUUGCUUUUGUUUUCUGAUGAAUUAUUAUCUUCAUAGAGACCACAUAUAAAUGCAGAUGCUUUCCCAAUCUCCCCUCUUCCAUCAACCUAGGUACUGUGCAAAGAGAAAAUUUGAUUUGACAUUAUUUAACACUAACCUGUUGUGGGUGGGCCAUGGAAAACCGGAAAUCUUGGUACAGUUUUUAUAAAUGUCAAAAGAAAUGCAGUUUGUCUCUGCACAAUAUGAUAUUUAUUUGUUUGCAAAGUUAUGGUACUGGAAAUGCCUUUAUACACCAAUUUUGCAUAAUAUUGAAUAGCUAGUUAGUGAACUUAACUGUCAAUGUUGGAAAGCCUGCUGUUUAUCAGGUUACAUAUGAACAAAGUUAAGACAAACUUCACUGGCUGGUGACAGUUCAAUGUGAUUUGCUUGAUGCUCGUUUCCUAAGGUCUUACCUUAGCGUCAUAAUUAUGGUUGCUUGGCUUACGUUUCACAAUUGGAAGUAAUCAUAUACACGCUCAUCUCAUUAUGUAGGCUUGCUAAUCUGCAGUGUAUCUUUAGGAUGUUGGCUAUAUAGUGCAUACGCCAGGGCCAGAGUGGGUUAUUUGCAAUCCAACGCAACUGUUUUUGUGACAAAACCAUUGGUAGAGUUGAGUAUGACCGAAACAUGCACAGAUGUUUAGUACCUACUUCAAAGCCUAGGUGAAAAGAAUACCACUAUGUCAUCAUGCACUGGUUUGUAAGACCGUUUGACAGAAACACACCGCUGAGUAAAUUUGCAAUCAGAUUAAUGGGCUAUUCAUGUCACCCAUGCACUGCCCAAUCUCCCUAGAGGGAAAAUUAGUCAUGUCUGGGUGCCCUAUUUGUUUUAAAUGUUGUGUAAUAUCACAAACUGAAAAGCUUUGUUUCUUCCAAUACCUUGUUACUUCGUCCUAGCUUUUACCAACAGGUCAAACAUAGGUUUGUCAAAAACAUGUCCAGAUCUGACAUUGGGAAGGUGAAAGGAGCGCCAGAUUAACGUCAAUAAGGCAUUUCACACCUGGUCAGGUUUAGGUUUUCAGAGCAAAUUCAAGCAUUCCCCCAAAUACAGAAUGGAUCUAGGAUUAAACAUUGAGAAUAUUUAUUUCUAUAGCUGAAGGUUUUAAAAGGUGUCAUUCUCCGAAGCUGAAUAAGGCAAUUGAAUGUAGUCCGUAAUCUCUUGUAAUGCAUAAUAAAAGCACCUUUAUUUAUUUUAACUUCCAAGAUUGCUAGCACUGUAAAAAUAUAACAUUCACAUGAGAAUAGCAUUAUUGAAUUCUUGGGGUGGGAGAAAUGACAACAUUCUGUAUAUAUUUCUCUGGCUAGGACUGAGAAGGAUGUGGAUAUUUCUGUUGAUUCAUCACUGCAACUUAAAUAACUUAAUGUUCAGACUAAAUCUUUUUUACAGUUAAUGUUAUAUUGUUAUAGUGAUACUGAUAAUGGUGGAUAUAUCACACUCCGUUCCAUUGUUGCAGUGGUACACCAUAAAAACCCUCAUUCCAGCUCUAAGAACAUAAAAUAAUGUUUUAGAUGUUGUCGAGCACAUUAAAAAGCUUUAUUUCUGAAACACACAUUAAUAAGUGAAAGAGGAAGAGACUGACACAAGACAGGGCAGAUGAAGGAGAGUUUGCCGACUUUGUUCUGACUUGGAGACUACAGUGACGUGUAUUAAAAUCAACAAAAAUCAAGACCAUGCUGUCCAUUAUGCUGUGGGAUUAGCCUCUCCAUUUCUCUUUCUCUAGCUAUCGUUCUAUAUCUCUCUCUCUCUCUCUCUCUCUCUCUCUCUCUUACUCUC
Messenger RNA from Esox lucius (northern pike), 4923 nucleotides. RefSeq names its product corticotropin releasing hormone receptor 1 (gene crhr1). Gene Ontology annotation, molecular function: corticotropin-releasing hormone receptor activity; corticotrophin-releasing factor receptor activity; G protein-coupled peptide receptor activity. Gene Ontology annotation, cellular component: plasma membrane; neuron projection. Gene Ontology annotation, biological process: cell surface receptor signaling pathway; adenylate cyclase-activating G protein-coupled receptor signaling pathway. Bases 1004 to 2404 code for a protein of 466 amino acids. NCBI's taxonomy places the organism in Eukaryota, Metazoa, Chordata, Actinopteri, Esociformes, Esocidae. The transcript has 15 exons. The record is from RefSeq and is a predicted model, not a curated record.